This is a messenger RNA of Naegleria lovaniensis, 897 nucleotides long. RefSeq lists its product as uncharacterized. The transcript has 2 exons. The record is from RefSeq and is a predicted model, not a curated record. Gene Ontology annotation, biological process: autophagosome assembly; autophagy. The coding region runs from base 1 to 897 and encodes 298 amino acids. Gene Ontology annotation, cellular component: phagophore assembly site. Lineage: Eukaryota; Heterolobosea; Eutetramitea; Acrasida; Naegleriidae.
AUGAACAGAAAAGUACAUAACUCCCAAGAACUGAAUAUUCAAUUACCGUUAGUAAUUCCAGAUCAUAAGCACAAGGGGAAGCUGCUCUUUUCGGACCAGACUUUAAUUAUAAAAGACUGUAUCAAGUCUAUAUUAUCGACCAUCACAUUUCAUAGAGCUCUCGGAGAAGUUUAUCCACUCGGAACAGACUGUGAGGUUUUGGACCAAAUUAGUUUUCCUAGUAUCGAUGAGAAGGAAUUAAAUCAAACAAUAUCACAACAGACACAGAAAGUAAUUGAUUCAUUUCAGAAUUUUCUCCGAGCAUGCAUGAAUUUGCCUGAAAAUUUCUUUUCAACGCCCAGUGCAAAAACUCCAUCCACAACCAACACCAAGAAAACACCAUCAGCAACUCCGAUAAUCAAAUUACCAGAAAGCAUACUUUCUAAGUCCUUCAAUUUUGAAGUUAAAUACUACACUCUUAAAAAAACAGACUCUAGUUUUUAUGGUAUUUUCGGAGGAAAGAGAGAAGAGAAAGUCCCUUUCGAAUCUUGGAACAUACCAUUCAAAAUUUCUUGGAACACUCAAUGGAAUCACUUAUUUGAAGGUAUGCCUCUCGUUAAGGUGACGUCGAAUGGAAAAGAAACCGAUAUUCAAGGCAAAAUGUUAAAUAGCCCUAAUAAUCCUAAUCUUCCACCUGACGUUUCCAAGUUACAAGAACAAUUAAGGAAGCGUUUGGUGCUAAUUAUACAGUCAGCACACGAAGAUAUACCGCACCUUCCUGGACUUUCUGAGGAAAAUUUGUCAUCGAUGAAUGGAAAAAGCUUUCCUUUCGAUAUUGCUUUUACAGACGAUUCUAAGGAUGAUUCCAACAAAAGAUCGACAUGGUUCAAUUUUCUUUACAAGGCCGAGGAUCUUUAA